Molecule: messenger RNA, 2156 nt
Organism: Cajanus cajan (pigeon pea)
Lineage: Eukaryota; Viridiplantae; Streptophyta; Magnoliopsida; Fabales; Fabaceae
Product: type I inositol polyphosphate 5-phosphatase 8
Biological process (GO): phosphatidylinositol dephosphorylation
Molecular function (GO): phosphatidylinositol-3,4,5-trisphosphate 5-phosphatase activity; phosphatidylinositol-4,5-bisphosphate 5-phosphatase activity; inositol-polyphosphate 5-phosphatase activity
Source: RefSeq, a predicted model, not a curated record
CUAAUAAUAAACACUCUCUUUUUCAUACUUUCAUAACUCCUCUCUCCCUCUCAUCACUUUCACUCAAACUCAAACCCCAUAUUUGUCAAUCCUCUUGGAGAACAUCAAUGAGAACAGAGUUGAAGAAGAAAAUUUCCAAGUCUUCGUGGCCAAAAUUUGAUGUAAGAAAGUGGCUCAAUAUAAGGAGCAACCAUGACAAGUUUCACUCAGAUUACUCUCUAGCAGAGGGGUGGCUAAUGGACUCCACAAAUGCAUUGAAACAUUCGGUACCAGAGAAGGAGGCGCCAUCUCUCACUGACAUUGACACGCUCACCCUUAGGAUGUUUGUGGGGACGUGGAAUGUGGGAGGGAAGUCCCCGAACGAGGGAUUGAACUUGAGGGAUUGGUUGAUGUUGCCUUCACCAGCUGAUAUCUAUGUCAUUGGGUUCCAAGAAAUUAUACCUCUAAACGCAGGGAACGUGCUUGGGCCAGAGGACAGUGGCCCAGCAGCGAAGUGGCUGACCCUUAUUCGUGAAUCCUUGAACUCUAACACAUGCUCCAGCGGAGAAACUUCUCCUACAUCGUCUUUUACUACUACAAGUAAACAAAAACGCUAUUAUUGCCUAGCAGCAAGUAAACAAAUGGUGGGUAUCUUCUUGUGCGUGUGGGUACGUGCUGAUCUUUACGACCAUGUCACCAAUUUAAAAGUGUCUUGCGUUGGUAGAGGCAUCAUGGGCUAUCUUGGAAACAAGGGUUCAAUAUCAAUUAGCAUGACACUGUACCACACAACGUUCUGCUUCGUUUGUACACACUUGGCCUCCGGAGAGAAAGAUGGUGACGAGGUGCGAAGAAAUUUGGACGUCUCGGAGAUAUUAAAGAAAACUAAAUUUUCUCAUUCAUUCAAAUCUCUUGGUCAACCACUCCCUCCUGAAAGCAUAUUGGAACAUGAUAAGAUUAUUUGGCUUGGGGAUUUGAAUUAUCGCCUUGUUGCUGGUUACGAUGAUACACUUGAGCUACUGAAGAAGAAUGAUUGGCAGGCACUAUUAGAGAAAGAUCAGUUAAGGAUAGAGCGGAGAGCUGGUCGAGUAUUCAAAGAAUGGAAGGAAGGGAAGAUAUAUUUUGCUCCAACUUACAAAUACUUAUUUGAUUCUGACCAAUAUGUUGCUCAAACCAACAAGUCCAAGGAAAAACGACGAACUCCGGCUUGGUGUGACCGAAUACUGUGGAAAGGUGAAGGCGUGGAGCAGUUAUGGUAUGUGCGAGGAGAGUCGAAAUUCUCAGACCACAGGCCAGUGUAUUCACUGUUCUCGGUGGGGGUGACAUGCAAGAAGCUAAGCCCCUCAAUUAGGUCUUGUCCCUUGUCAUCAUCAUCUUGCUUUGCUAAAGUCCAGGCAGAGGAACAGCUCUUGUUACUCACCAGGGCACAACAAAGACACCACACCUGCACGGUUCUGACUUAGCUGCUGCAUCUGCAUGUGCAUGUGCAUGUCAGCAUGUGCAUGCAUAGCAUACAAUAUCAUUUUCCAACAAAGUGAAGCGUGUGAUGACACGACCACCAAGUUGCCGCAGCUCGCGGUGUGCCCUGACAACAUGCUGUGAAGUGAGGGAAAUCAGCAUUCAACAACGUAGUAGAGGGUAGCCCAGGUUGGGGUUCUGUGUUCCUCACUUUUUUCUUUGGAACAUGAAAGAAUCCAUUCACAUGCCAGCGAGCCUUGGCAUCUGGCAUGCACCCUCGUGACAUGUCGUAAAUAGAGAGGAGUGAGGUAGUAAUGAUUAGAGGAAAGUGAAAAAACAAAUGCUAUCUCUAAUCAUGCGUCUUGGGGAUGAUUAUGAUUUCCAUUCUUUUCAUAUUCGGCUUCGUCGCCGUCGAAAAAUGUAAAGUACGUCAAAUGUGUCACUUUUCUUAUCGUUCUUCGAUACAAUGUAUUAUUCAAUUUUCUUAAGUAACAAAUCUAUAGCAGCUUAAUGUAUAGUACUUUUGUUCAUGUCAUUGCAACGGGUAUCUUUGGUAAAAUGUUAUUUUACUGUUGGAAUGAUAUGAAAACGACAAGGUCAUGUCGUUUCUUGUGUCUGGACAAGGGUGAUGAUAAUUUGAUUAUCAUUGAAUAUUUCUAGUAAUAGGAGAUGCAGAGGGGUUAAAUGUUAAAAUUAUUCAAUAAUACCGUUUAAUUUUUGUU